Messenger RNA from Scleropages formosus (Asian bonytongue), 1451 nucleotides. RefSeq names its product zinc ribbon domain containing 2 (gene znrd2). The transcript is spliced from 4 exons. The record is from RefSeq and is a predicted model, not a curated record. Bases 124 to 822 code for a protein of 232 amino acids. Lineage: Eukaryota; Metazoa; Chordata; Actinopteri; Osteoglossiformes; Osteoglossidae.
GUCCUUCGGCGCGCUGAGCGUACCCACCACAGAAGGCCGCGGCGGCGGUUGCUGCUCAAAGGCGUGACUUGGAAGGCUGCGCACCUUUCCAAAAAAAAAAAAAAAAAAAAGAAAAAAAAAAAAAUGGCCCUCAAUGCAGAGGAUGAAGACCUUGAGUGGGAGCCUCCUUCGGAGGCAGAGAUGAAGGUUCUGCAGGCCCGGAGGGAGCGCCAGGAUAAGAUCAGCAAGCUGAUGGGAGACUAUCUACUGAAGGGUUACAAGAUGCUUGGGGAGUGCUGCGAGCGCUGUGAGACAAUUCUUCUUCAGGACAGACAGAAGAAGAACUAUUGUGUGGCAUGCCAAGAGCUGGAUUCAGACGUUGACAAGGACAACCCCGCUCUCAAUGCCCAGGCCGCCCUGUCGCAGGUUAGGGAAAGACAACUGGCUACUCAGGCCCCCCUACAGGUCAAUGGGGCCCCAUCCAGCAGUCCCUCCCUCUCUGCUCCUGGCCUGCCGCGACCGGAGCACUGCGAGGGUGCCGCCUCCGCAAUGCGAGGACCGCCUCUCGUGCAGUCGUCCCCCCCCACCUCUGUCUCUGGGGCUUCCGCCAGCCAUGUUGCAGCGUCCCUCAACUCCAGUCAGCCGACCCAGAGCCCAUCCGUUGGAGCGUGCCAAACGCGACAUCCUGCCGUCUGUGCUGAGGAGGCUUUGUUGCAGAAGCUGCGGUGGGCAACCCAGGAGCUGCAGCAGUGCACCUCGGUGGAAGGCAGCAUUCAGCUCUGUGGCCUCAUACGUAGCUGCGCAGAUUCCCUGCGCAGUCUGAAAGAAUUACAGCUCUUAUGAGACUCUUUUCUUUAGAGUGCUGCAAUAUUGCAAAGUGAUGUCAUCAUGACAUCAUCAUGCCUGUAUGGCCCAUAUGCCACAGUGCUGGAAAAGGAAACGUCCUGGUAAAAACAUUAAUUCCCCAAGCCAAUCCUGUCCUGUGUUUUUGUCUAUUUCUGAUGCCUUGGGUUUGAGGGUUUGGCUGCCGUUGUUUGUGUUGAACUGCUGCUCAAUGUACACCCAGCUUUUAGGCUUGGAAAUGUGACAGUGAGGACUACGGUAUUUGGAGGGACUCUGACUGACUUGCCGAAUGUGUAACGAUGAUAGUCUUUACCGCGUAAGAAUGAUGAAAUGGAAAGUUGAAAAAAUAAGAAGCAGGUUUAUACUUAAAUUUAAGGGCUGCAUAUGGACAAAUAAAGGAAGUAGGCAACUGAAUAUAUUAUAAUGCAUAAAGCACGACACCAAGUUGAAGGGAUUGAUGUUGCUAGAAAGACACUCUCCGCAGUCUUUUAAAAUCUCUCUGCAGGUGAAAAGUGAAGACUACACGUCCUAGUCUGUGACAGAGUUCGGAAUAAACACUGAGUGCGAACAGACAUGUACUGCAGUGACCCCUUAAUAAGGUUACGGCACCGUUUGCAGUUUCCGUUAUG